GAUCCUGCAGCACCGCUCUUGUUCUGCUCAGUCUGCAGAGGGAAUAGUGAAGGUUUUCUCCCGGCCGCAGGUACAGUUGAUUGCAAUUUGGCAUGUGGUCUCUUUGCUGCCGCUGCACUGGGGUGAUCGUUGCACGUUCUCCCGGAACAGGCGCCUCAAACCGACUUUGAAAAAUGUUCACUGUGAGAGAUCUCGUCGGCCAGCUGUGAGAUCUUACCGUGCGUGUCUGGAAUUUAUUGCUUCUCUGCACUUGAGAGGCUGCGCUCAAGAUAGUCCUUGGUAUGCACUGGGCGUAUUGUUGCAAGAGCUACCUGAACUUUAAGAGCCACAUACCAGCCGUGAAAAUAAGUCGACGGACUGUGCGAGUCGGUUCGAGUGCCACGAGGAAGAGUGAGUAGAAACUGACUGAUCAACGGGUCGGCUCGGUGAAAUUUCUGUGACGGACAUAUGAUUUGAGUCCUCCGAUACGCCAAAAACUCCAUCUGUCUUGUAGCGCGGCACUGAAAGCGCCGAUUGCGUCUUCCAAACACCGAAAGGAGGACGCUGGUUUUCCUGGGCGAAGAAGAAGAAGAGGAGUUAUGACUCAAGAAUCUUCAUUCCUCUCGCCGCGGUGACCAGAUGCUAUCUGCCAGCAUUCAUCCGGGCCUUUGUGUUCGCUGCUACUAGCAGCACAGGACACCGCCAAGAAAGCUGGCGAUCUUACUCGGCCUCUUCUCGCGGUCAUGGCCGAGCCGGCGGCAUGCGCAGGAACAACACAGGCGAUGUCGAAAGACGAGGCUUGCUCGGAACGAGCGUUGACCGGGGUGUCUUCGUCUCGUGAACGGGAGACCGACAUAUUGGAAGAUGAGGACGGUAAUGCGGCUCUGUCUUCAGACGCCGCAUCUCCCGAGAAUCUGCCGGAAGAGUCGGUAUUCGCCCACGGCGACAUCGCUAGCGGCCGGAUUCAGCGGGAAAUGGAAUCCCCAAACAAAUUUGUAUCAAACGGCGAGCGCGGCUCAGACAAACCGCGGAAAGAGACGCCAUCCCCAUGGGUGGCUCCCGGCGGAGGACGCCGCAGCCAGGAAACGGCGCGGGGCGCUCCGCAGGAACAGGCCAACGCUGGUGGAGUGACGGAAAAGGCGGACUUUGGCAAGACGGCGCAGUCGGCACAUCCCGCAGAUGCGUGGCCUUCCCAAGAAGCGGAGUUUGCGUCGUUAUCGCUCGAUGUCGAUGACUCCAUAGAGCAGUUGAACCAACUGAUUCUAGAUUUGGACCCCACCUUUGUUCCUGUUCCCACUGCCCGCGCCCCGUUGUCACGGUCCACCUCCGUCCAAAGCGGUGGUCUCUGUGAUCAAGGAAACUCCCAUCUGACUGGCUGGAAGCGGCAGAUCAGCGACGUGACCGACUACUCGAGUCGUUUGACGCUCCAAACGGGUUUUCACCGUCUUGGGGCAGGAACGCAAACCUUUGGGGCCUAUCUGGACGGCAGCCCUUCCUAUUCGCCUUCACAGUUUAACUCCGCCGGCCGCCAAAGUGAUAGCUCUGAAUGUGCGCCCCCAACUCCAGCCUUUCCAGUGUCCCCCGCAACGCCUUAUGUGGAACACAUUUCACAGGUUUCUCAGACGAGGACUGUUGGCCAGUGGGCCCAACACAGCUGGACACGAGAUUCUCGAAGUUUCCUGGACAGCGCGAACCGCAGCGGCAGCUCGAUUGACGGAGAACUGUUCAGAUCAGACGCGUCCGUGAGCUCCGCUUCCUGUCCGCGGGUAUUUGGUUCCAUGUGUUCCGUGUCAUCGAGCGGCCCCCUCCCGCACGCAGACGGCUGCACGCCGCCUCCCAUGAGGCACCAGCCAACGUCCGACCCCUCGCCGCCCUCAACUCCGAUGAAGCGCAGCACUCCGAAUGCCCACAGUUCACCCCGGGCGGCUCUUAAAGAACCGGCCGUGUGUCCGGGGACCCGAGUGGAGUCGGACAGCACAGACUUGUCUUCCUUACUGACGCUAAACGGCAACCUAGGGCACAGCCUGCCGGAGGCCACGGGGGACCUCCGGGUCCCGAGCCUCGGAGGGGACGGGGAGCUCCCUCCGCAGCUGCCUGAAAAGAGGAGGGCGGCUGAAGGUGGCGACCUUGGCUCCUGCGUGUCUUCUCUCGGUGGCUUUUCCAGUCCUCACAGUGAAAGCAGUCUCAGUCUUUCUUUCUCACCACUGAGCCCCGAGUCCUUCAAAGCUUUCGGUGGGACGCCAUCACCUGGAGCAGAGUUUGGCAGCAAGCAGGACACUGUGAAGUUUGUUCAGGACACUUCCAAGUUCUGGUACAAGCCCGACAUUUCCAGGGAUCAAGCCAUUUCCGUGUUAAAGGACAAAGAACCGGGCUCUUUUAUUGUCAGAGACAGUCAUUCAUUUCGCGGGGCUUAUGGAUUGGCGAUGAAAGUGGCAACUCCGCCUCCGUCUGCGGUGCAUCCAAGUAAAAAAGGUGGAGAUCCGUCCAGUGAGCUGGUGAGACAUUUCCUGAUCGAGUGCACGCAGAAAGGAGUGCGUCUCAAAGGCUGCCCCGAUGAGCCAUUCUUUGGGAGUCUUACUUCUCUGGUGUGUCAGCACUCCAUCACAUCUCUGGCUCUACCGUGCAAACUCAUUCUGCCUGACAGAGACCCGUUUGAGGAAAUGAGGAACUCUCCCGUCAAGACGGCAAGCAACUCGGCAGCUGAGCUUCUGAAGCAAGGGGCGGCAUGCAACGUGUGGUACCUCGGCUCUGUGGAACUGGAGUCUUUAACGGGACACCAGGCCGUUGAGAAAGCCGCCACAGUGACGCUCGCCGCGGACCCUCCGUCGGCUUGGACCGUCGUCCACUUUAAAGUGUCAGCGCAGGGCAUCACGCUCACGGAUAACCAGAGGAAGCUGUUUUUCCGAAGACACUAUGCAGUCAAUACAGUCAUUUUCUGUUCACUGGACCCGCAAGGCAGGAGAUGGACACGAGGAAAUGCUUCGACCGCAAAGAUAUUUGGGUUUGUAGCCAGGAAAUCUCAGAGCGAGACGGAAAAUAUUUGCCAUCUGUUUGCCGAACACGACCCGGAGCAGCCAGCGAGCGCUAUCGUCAACUUUGUCUCAAAGGUCAUGAUCGGGUCACACAAGAAGUGAGGCCGAAGCGCCGUCGACCACAUUCGCACGCCAACCAUGGCGACAUUCUUAGUGAUCGUCAUGACAAACGGCGGCGACAAAUAAGAUGAUCAUAUGAAAGACGUGAGUGUCCACAACGACGACAUAAACUAUGCCUUAACCUCUUCAAAUGCUUAUUUAAAAACUUUUUUUAACCCUCCCUGGAUAUGAGAUGCGUUUUUUUUUUUUCUGCCUUUACACUUCUCUCAAUAUUUAUCCAGAUGUAUAAAAAGUCAUUUUCUUCAAUAUUCUUCAUUUAUGUCACAAUCUGUAUUUUUUUUUUUUUGUAUAGAUUCUGUACAUUAUGACAAAUAAACUCAGGUGUCGUGCUCUU
Hippocampus zosterae (dwarf seahorse) is the source of this 3465-nucleotide messenger RNA. It is a transcript of the gene tns3.2, whose product is annotated as tensin-3. NCBI's taxonomy places the organism in Eukaryota, Metazoa, Chordata, Actinopteri, Syngnathiformes, Syngnathidae. Gene Ontology annotation, molecular function: protein binding. The record is from RefSeq and is a predicted model, not a curated record. The coding region runs from base 723 to 3113 and encodes 796 amino acids. The transcript is spliced from 15 exons.